UUUAGUGUCCGUGUUCGGUUACAAGUUGUGAGUGGUGAACAAGUGCUUUCGAGGAGGAAAGAAUGGACUAUCUUGUGGAAGUAUACGAUGAAUAUAACCAUGCGGACAAGUUAUCAGAUGACAGGACGAAAGGAUGGGCCUUUGUCGACUCAGUUUACACAGUGUUGGCAACAGUUGCCUUGUACAAUUGGGCCGUCCGGCGAGGCAUUGAAUACAUGAAGAAUCGACCGGCGUUCAAUUUGAAAGGACUCAUUCUGCUGUACAAUCUCUUCGUGGCCCUCAUCAAUGCCUACAUCCUCAUCGAGACUGUCACUUGCGUAACCACCCUCAAAUACAGUCUCUUCUGCAAUGAGAGUGCCAAAAACAAUAGGGAUCCCCUAGAGAUGCGGCUGGCCAAUGUCUCGUGGCUUUUCUACAUCGCCAAAUACAUCGAGCUGUUCGACACGGUGUUCUUUGUGCUGAGGAAGAAGAAUCAGAAUUUGAGCUUCCUGCAUAUCUACCAUCACAGCAGUAUAGUGUUCUUCAUCUGGAUCCGCGUGAAAUGGUUCCCAACUGGAAACAGUUUCCUAACCAUCAUCAUAAAUUCCGGGGUUCAUGUCAUCAUGUAUCUCUACUACGCACUCACCCUCCUCGGUCCGAGCGUGACCAAGUACCUGUGGUGGAAAAAGUAUUUAACGAUACUGCAAUUAGCCCAAUUUCUCUUCGGCGUGUACGUUCACUUUGUCUCCUUGAGGAUGAACUGUACUUUCUACCCCAAAUGGUACGUGAUCACCGAAAUCGUCUACGUCAUGAUAUUUGUCCUCCUCUUCAGCCAAUUCUACUUCAAAGCGUACGCCAAGCAGUCGAAGCAGAAAAAGGCAUCGUAAAUUCAGCGCCAAAUGUAGUGUAAUUAGUGAAUAAAAUAAAAUAAGA
This is a messenger RNA of Phlebotomus argentipes, 912 nucleotides long. RefSeq names its product elongation of very long chain fatty acids protein 2-like. Gene Ontology annotation, cellular component: endoplasmic reticulum membrane. The coding region runs from base 63 to 866 and encodes 267 amino acids. The transcript is spliced from 6 exons. Gene Ontology annotation, molecular function: fatty acid elongase activity. Lineage: Eukaryota; Metazoa; Arthropoda; Insecta; Diptera; Psychodidae. Gene Ontology annotation, biological process: fatty acid elongation, monounsaturated fatty acid; fatty acid elongation, polyunsaturated fatty acid; very long-chain fatty acid biosynthetic process. The record is from RefSeq and is a predicted model, not a curated record.